CUCAAGACUCUGGUUUAUCCCUCUUUUUCUCCAUUAAUUACUGAUAUAGUAAGCAUUUUACGAUUCCAUUCACUGAAAAACUUGAUCCUAAGGCUUGUGUUUUGUUCAAUGCGUUUGUGUAUUGGGAUGGCAUAUUUCGGGGUCAAAACCAACAGCAAUCGUACCGGGAAGAGUCCAGCUGAUAAGCAUAAAUAAUAAUAUGGUACCACUUGAAGAAAGCAAGCUAAGGGUGAUGCUGGAGAUCACCGGGGGAGAUUCCAGCCAUGACCGACCCGGAUUGGAUCUUGUGGCAGUAGUAGAUGUCAGCGGAAGCAUGGCCGGAGCAAAGAUAGCAAAAGCAAAAACUGCCAUGCUAUUUAUGAUCAAGAAACUUAGCUCUAUUGAUCGUUUCUCUGUUGUGACAUUCUCCGGGGACGCCAUAAGGUUGUGCCCAUUGCGCCAGAUAUCCGAAAAUUCUCGAAAGGAACUUGAAAAUCUGAUCAAUGGUUUAAAGGCCAGCGGUAACACCAACAUCACUGCUGGUCUUCAAACUGGCUUAAAAGUGAUUAAUGAUCGUAGUCUUAGACGCGGGCGUUCAGUUGGCAUCAUGCUUUUGUCCGAUGGGGAGCAGAACGCCGGUGGUGAUGCAGCCCAGGUUCCGAUCGGCAAAGUGCCAGUACACACAUUCGGUUUCGGCAAAAAUCACCAAUCUAAGCAGAUCUUGCGCCGGAUGAUUUUCUGCAGUUGCUCCUGCCUUUCGGCUUCUUUGUCACUUUAUUUCUACCCUGGUUUGCCUGCAGCAGCUCUUAGGCCUGUGCUCAAGGCUAUUGCAGAUAAUAGCAUUGAAGGAACGUUCUCAGAAGUUCAAAACACGGCCAACUUGAGCAUAGCUUUUUCCCAGUGUUUGGCUGGACUUCUCACUCGCGUUGUUGAGGACCUGAAGCUGACAAUCACAAGAUGCGGAGACGAAUCGAAAAUACAACAGGUAAUUGCCGGAAGCUAUCCACAAUCCAAGAACGACACUACUGGCUCUAGAACUGUUACUAUAGGGGGUAGGGCGUGA
Molecule: messenger RNA, 1042 nt
Organism: Hevea brasiliensis (rubber tree)
Lineage: Eukaryota; Viridiplantae; Streptophyta; Magnoliopsida; Malpighiales; Euphorbiaceae
Product: E3 ubiquitin-protein ligase WAV3-like
Exons: 3
Coding region: 200-1042 (280 amino acids)
Source: RefSeq, a predicted model, not a curated record